Molecule: messenger RNA, 727 nt
Organism: Rosa chinensis
Lineage: Eukaryota; Viridiplantae; Streptophyta; Magnoliopsida; Rosales; Rosaceae
Product: EPIDERMAL PATTERNING FACTOR-like protein 8
Exons: 2
Coding region: 262-597 (111 amino acids)
Biological process (GO): stomatal complex development; guard cell differentiation
Source: RefSeq, a predicted model, not a curated record
AAAGAUGAAGCAAAACUUGUAAUUUUGUCACUUAAACAGAAACAACAAGUCAGAUAGAUAUAAAUGAGUAAAUAACAGUUGGUUCCAAAAAGAAAAGCUUAAAAACCCAGAAGCCAUUCAAGUCCAGAGACCCCCUAUUAAACUAGUGUGAGUCUUAGAUUCACUUCAUUACUCAUCAAAAGCCACACAAGCUCAUCAAUCAUCAUCAAGACCAAAGGUCCAAAGCCAUAGCUGAUCUCAAGGUUUCUAACUAGACUGGUAAUGAUGGCUGCUUCUUCUAGAAUCAUUCUGAUGAUGCUCAUCUUCUGUCUUACAUUCCUUUCUUCCAAUUCAGGUGAGCCAUUGUUGCCAAGAGAUCAGCAUGGUGAUCAUGAGCAGCAGUUGAAAAAGCAAAUGAAGAUGGCGUUGGGUUCGAGCCCGCCGCGGUGUGUUAACAGGUGCAUGAGUUGCAGACCUUGUACGGCCACUCUUGUGGUUCCUCCACACCACCACAAGAUAAACAAUCUCAAGACCACACCGGAUCAUUACGACGGAGAUGAGACCUAUUAUCUUCUCUCAUGGAAAUGUAGAUGCAGGAAUAAGUUGUUCCAACCUUGAAUAAUCUUGGCCUAAUUGACCCAUGAUUAUGUGUGUUGCUAUAUUUGUAUGUACUUAUUGGUACCAGCUAUGAUGAUAUUAUAGAUCACCUUCAUGGAUUUGUCUUCAUAAUUGAUACCAAUAAGUCCUU